AUGACGCUCGACCUGUGCGAGGCGGAGCAGUCCGCGCUCGCGCGCGAGCACGUCCUCACCGCGCGCCUGUACACGGACGAUCCGCACUCGCACGCGGGUCCGCGUUCGAUAUCCCCGUUCGCGCCGUGCUGCGCCUCUCGGCUUCCCGUCGUCUACGACGCCGCGCGGCUGACGCGCGACUCCGUCGUGUGGGACCUAGGGUGCGGCGACGGACGCGUCCUUCACGACGCCGCCGCGCGGUACGGAUGCCGGUGCGUCGGCGUGGAGAUCGACGCGACGUGCCUGCGGCGGUGCGCGUCGAGGGCCAAGUCUCGCGGGCCCGUCGUGGAUACCCUGUGCCGAUGGCAUCUCGCGGACGUGACCGCCGCGCCGGAGGGCGUCCUGGGCCGCGACGACGCGCUCGCGCCGGGGACGCCCGCGCCGACGGUCGUGAUCGUCUUCGUCACCGGACACGGCCUGCGCGCGAUAUCGCCGUGGCUGAAGCGCGAGUGGGAGCGCGCGCCGAGACCGUUUACCAUCGUGACGUGCGUCGAAUCCCUGGACGCGUGCGUCGAUUACCGCGACGGCGUGUCGUUCGACGACUUCGACCCGCGCGCGGCGAAUCCGGACGGAUGGGAGGUGUACCGAGACGAGACGCACGCCAAGUACGGCGUCUUCGUCGUCCCGCCGCGGUGCGUGAGCGUGGAGGCGUGGAGGGCGUCGCGGCCGACGCCGCGCGCGUGCGGCCCCGGGAGCGUCGCCGCCGACGCGGAGCCCGUCGCCGUCGUGCGAAACGUGCUCACCGACGCCGAGUGCGCGGCGUUGCAUCUGUUCGCCGCGUCGACGGGCUUCGAAGGGCCGCACAGGACGCGCACGGAGGACGAGGAGGAAGAAGAGAGAGAGAGGAUGGAGAGAGGGGAAGCGCGCGGGGGCGGGGGCAGCCUUCGCGGCGAGGGCGCGGAGGACGACGGCGAGGAGGGCGAGGAGGGCGACGACGACGACGACGACGACGACGCGGACGAGGAAGAACAGCUGGCGAUGACGCUCUCUGAGGCGAUCCUCAACGCCGACCGCGGAUCGCCGUCGUCGCAGACGAGCGCGGACGGGACGUGGGCCGCGGUCGAGGACGCGUACCACGCCAUGCCGUCGCACCGCGUGAUGCAUCUGCACGCGAACGCGGAGAUCGAUAAUCGCGCGCCGGGUCUGCGCGCGAAGCUUUUGCGCGCGUUGCACCGCGCGGACGAGGGCGACGCGCGCGACCGGCCCGGCGGCGACGCGCGCCGCGCGCCGCGCGAGUGCGUCGUCGAGAGCGGCGGCGGGUGGGGCCUCCUCCGCGGCCGCCACGCGUACGUGCGGUCGAUCGAGUAUCACGCGUAUUCGCAGGGGGGGUCGGUGAGCGAUCCGACGCACCGCGACGCGGGCUCGACGCUGACGAUGAGCGUGUUGCUCGACCGCGAGGACGCCGGCGGCGGCGGCGUGCUGUUUACGGCGGACGGCGCGGGGGUCAGGACCACGGUCGAGGGGUUGCGGAGAGGCGACGCGGUCGUGUUUCCGUCCGAGCGCGUGCACGGGGUGACGCCGCUCGUGAGCGAGGACGCGCGGCGGUCGUCCGUCGUGCUCGAGGUGUGGGAAGGCGGCGUCACGUCGCACAAUCGACAGCGGUGA
Messenger RNA from Micromonas pusilla CCMP1545, 1644 nucleotides. RefSeq lists its product as uncharacterized. Gene Ontology annotation, biological process: peptidyl-lysine trimethylation; regulation of mitochondrial ATP synthesis coupled proton transport; positive regulation of proton-transporting ATP synthase activity, rotational mechanism. The transcript has a single exon. The coding region runs from base 1 to 1644 and encodes 547 amino acids. Gene Ontology annotation, cellular component: mitochondrion. Gene Ontology annotation, molecular function: protein-lysine N-methyltransferase activity. NCBI's taxonomy places the organism in Eukaryota, Viridiplantae, Chlorophyta, Mamiellophyceae, Mamiellales, Mamiellaceae. The record is from RefSeq and is a predicted model, not a curated record.